This is a messenger RNA of Tricharina praecox, 653 nucleotides long. RefSeq lists its product as uncharacterized. The transcript has a single exon. The coding region runs from base 139 to 546 and encodes 135 amino acids. NCBI's taxonomy places the organism in Eukaryota, Fungi, Ascomycota, Pezizomycetes, Pezizales, Pyronemataceae. The record is from RefSeq and is a predicted model, not a curated record.
UACCAUCACUACUACCAGCACCAAUACCAGCACUAAUACCAGCACUAAUACCAGCACCAUAAUGGUCUCAAACUCUAAAUUCUGGAACGGGCAUAGCCGCCGCCGUUGUGUGCGAAGGAUUAGGAAUCGCUGAUUCCGAUGUGGAUGUGGUGGUGCCUGCUCUGCUCUGCUCUGGUCCGAUCUGGCCGUCACACACAGCACACACACACCGCACGCACACACCGUCUCGUUACUUCCCCAGGACAGGACAGGACAGGGCAGGAAAAGUAUAGAAGAUGCAGAAGAACAUGGAGAAGAAGGAAUUAUUGGCUUACAUACAUCCUGGCAGCCUGGGGUUCUCCGCUGUUGAUUGAGGGGGGGAAGGUCCGGACGGCGAUGGAUGGUACUCUACCUACCUGGGCAGUCCACGGCGAAAGAAACCCCCUCCCCCACACACGCUGCCAAGCAUCAAUCAAUCGUCAGAGAAGUUUUUUCUUUCCUUUUUUCAUAGCUCCAUACAGCACGCUGGCGGUCGUUUACGCACGCCAGUCUCACGGACGCCGAUGAAGAGAUUUUUCUCGCCGCGGGGGGCGAAUUCCUAAUUCCAAUGUGGGAUGUGGGAUGUGGGAUGUGGGAGAGUGGAGUAUCUGCGGAUGGAAGGCGGACUGAUGGAG